This is a messenger RNA of Rotaria sp. Silwood2, 390 nucleotides long. NCBI's taxonomy places the organism in Eukaryota, Metazoa, Rotifera, Eurotatoria, Philodinida, Philodinidae. The record is from the annotation of a GenBank genome assembly.
AUGCUAGUAUUGGCAAGUAAUGAACCUGAGCAGUUUGAUUGGGCUGUUAAUGAUCGUCUUGAUGAAAUGGUACAAUUUAAUUUACCAAGUUUAGCUGAACGUCGUCGUAUGACUUAUCUCUAUUUUGAUACAUAUAUUUUAAAAUCAGCAGAACGUCGUCGUCCAAUUAAAAUUGGUCCAUUUGAUUUUGAAAAAAAAUGUGAAGUAUUAGCACAACGUACUGAUGGAUUUUCUGGCCGUGAAAUAGCUAAAUUACUAGCUGGUUGUCAAGCAUCGGCUUAUGCAUCUGAAGAUGGUACAUUAACUGAAGACAUGAUCGAUAAAAAACUGCGCGAUGCACUUGAAAGUCACCGUAAAAAAGUCGAAUGGCGUGCAGAAGAGGAACGUUAA